AUGCCUCCUGCACCCAGCCAGAAGGGCACGGGCAAGAAAGGCGCCGGGGCUGUUCGUCAGCGCAGCCGCAAUACCACACCUAGCUCAGGUCCACCACCCGCCGCUACAUCAGGCCUGCCGCCCGUCGAGACCAUCGAGACCGAGUUUCUCGAGCUGCGACUGGAGUCCGUACGCAGCAUCACGUACGAGGACCUGGCCGACUGCAGCCCCUCCAAUGCCCUCAUCCCCGAGUCCAAAACCCUCGACACCCUCAUCACCCGUCUGGGCAAGCUGCAUGAUAUCACCGAGCGCCGCGGCUCCUUUUGCGACCGGGGCAUGCGCCUGGUAGCCUCCCAGAGAAAGCUGCACUUUGACGAGAUGGCCGCCAGCGGAAGAGACGACGAGAGAUCUCGCGGCGAUGAUGCCGACAAGAAGGCCAAUAAGAAGAAGAGAAAGGCAAACGACAGUCUCGCACCCAAAGACGCCAAUACUGAUCGUGCAUCACCUCUGCGUGACCCGAGCAGCAAACCUCGAAAACUCUCACGAGACAACGACUCCGCUAGCUCAUCACUCUCCCCCGUUGCGAAGGAGACGCCCGGCGCCAUGGAGGUAGACGAGAAGCCCAAGACGGACGAGAAGGAGGAGGACGAGGAAGAGAGCUCCGAGGACGAAGGCGCACCCCCAAGACGCGAGGCUCCCCAGUUCCAGACCUUUGGCGAGGAUCCUUCUACAUUCCCUGACCCUACCGUCUACGAGAUCCGCGAAGUUACACCAGACAUGACGCCAGACGAGCGCAGGGAAAUCUACUCUGUGGCCGUCUAUCCAUACACCGACCUAGCCGAUCAGAUCGCCGGUGAUCCUCCGGACAAGGACUACACCUCCGCCAAACCAUCGAACCAGAUUGCCUUCAACACUUUCUCGACAUAUGUUGAACCCUACUUCCGGCCCUUCAACGAGGAGGAUCUUGCAUUCCUCAGGGAGCGAGGCGAUCGCGUCAAUCCAUUUGUCAUGCCCAAGCGUGGCAAGCGCCAUUACUCGGAGAUCUGGGCGGAAGAGGACGGUGCCAUGUCAAUUGAUUCUACACCUCCCGGCCGUGACAAAUUAGCUCCCAAUCAAGCACGUGGGAACAUCGACAACAUCGACGACGACGUCGCCGAGACCGACAAGCUCUCCGUUGGCCCUAUCCUGGCACGACUGCUCCAGGCUAUGCGGCCUGAAGCACGCGCCCAACCCAGCGAAGACAAGCCCAUGACCAACGGCAUCAACGGCGACGCCGAAGCUAAGCCUGAGACCAAUGGCGACGCUAAUGGAACCACCGGCGAGGAAGAUGGGAAGAGCCUCCCACCUGCGUCUUGCAUGCCCGAGUCUAGUAGUGAAGCCUGGAAGAAAGCAACUCAUCCCAAGCUGGAUUAUACUCAAGUCGACGAGCGUAUCAAGCAAGAGCUUCGCCACAUCGGGUUCCUACCUCAGGAUGGAUUUGAUGGUGAUUACGAUGGGCACUACGACGACGAGGUCGCAGCGCGUCUACGGCUUCUCCAAGACCGUUUGCGAGAUCAGAUUCUCAUCAAUGGCGCCCGCAAGGCACGACUGACCGAACUAGUCAAGGAGCGCAUGGCACAUCAAGAAUAUCAGACCAUUCUCGAGGAUCUCGACACCCAGGUCCAAGGCGCUUACUUGAAGAGAACCCGCACGAUGGGCAAAUCCAAGAAGGCUAAGCGACCUGGAGGUGCUGGUGGUGGAAGCCACGCCGUUGGUAAUGCUGCGGCGGGUAUGGCCCGACCUGGUAUCGGCGAUGUGGCCAAGACGUUGAUGGAACGUCGGCGCCGCUGGAUCGACAAUAUUGGCACAGUCUUUGACGACCCCAACUUGAGUAAAGUACCGCGCGUUUCAGAUCCGAACAGCACCAUCUUCCGACCAGAAGUAAUGCAGAAGUUGAUGAAGGAUGAACGCCAGGCGUGGGACGAAGAAGUCGAGGAAGAGUAA
Messenger RNA from Neoarthrinium moseri, 1962 nucleotides. RefSeq lists its product as uncharacterized. The coding region runs from base 1 to 1962 and encodes 653 amino acids. Gene Ontology annotation, cellular component: SAGA complex. The transcript is spliced from 2 exons. Lineage: Eukaryota; Fungi; Ascomycota; Sordariomycetes; Amphisphaeriales; Apiosporaceae. Gene Ontology annotation, molecular function: transcription coactivator activity. The record is from RefSeq and is a predicted model, not a curated record. Gene Ontology annotation, biological process: regulation of transcription by RNA polymerase II.